AUGGCGGCCGAUCCUGUCUCGGCCUCCCCGUGGCCCUCACCGGCCCCCGAGCGUCGCGGCCUCGGGGAUGAGGGGCUUCGCGACUACCCCGGCGGCCCCCGGCCCCGCUCCCGCCCGAGCCCCCACCGUCUGGCCCCCGGCCCCGGGCUGGGCUGCGCUGUCCAACGGCCGCCCGGCCCCCUCCCCCGCACAGGAAGUGUCCGUCCGCGGCCAGGUCCCCCCGCCGGCUCGCGCCGCGGCCUCUCUAGGAGCCGCUGGAGGUGGAAACUCGUUGGCAUUAACCCUGGGCUGGAGGGGCCCGGCCUCGGGGUGGGCAAGGACCUGACACCCCGGAGCCCACCGGGCUACCGGGGCAGUAUGUGUGCCUAUGUUCUAGGUCUCCGUCCCUCCAAAGGCCCGUCUGUCCAUCUCCCUGGCCCCGCGUUGUCGGUGCGUGUGGCCAAGGGCGAGGCGACAAGCGAGACCAACGUCAGCGAGAAGGAGCGACGCUUCCCGGCGCCAGCGGGGGCGGUGUCUCUCUCCCUCCCCUCCCGGGCCUCCGGGUCAGCUCCGGCAGCGCCUCGGGAACCGGGACGGACUACCCUUGGCCUCGCCGAGGUCCUUGAGCCUGGGACCCCCUCCUGGAACUCCGCUCCCCCGCACCUGCGCGCCCGCUCCCGUUCCUCCGGUCCCCACCCCGCUCGGCUCUCCUGAUCCCCCUCCUCCCUCCUAGAGGGCUAGGAUAGUUGCCAAGGAGACAGCCCCGCCCCGGCUCCCAGAGGCACCGCUUCUCCGCGCCUGGAAGCCUGGCGGUUGGCCGAUGGGGCUCGUGCUCUAGCCGCCCCGCCUCCUCCAACCCCGCGGACGGCUGGGCGUUAAUGGUCGCCAGGGAACGCCAGGCGCCUUCCUGAUUGGCCGGGGGAGCUCUGGUCGGGUCCGCCUCCCCUGUCGGCCAGAAGCCCCUGCAGGAGGUAGUGGGAGGGAGGUGUCAGGCGUUUCCCGUCCAGCCGGGCCUGUGCCUUCAAAACUUUUCCCGCCCCUACUUAACCUCUAUUAUGUUUUAUGAAAGGCAGAAGAUCUGAGAACAGACACCCUUCCUCCUCGUCGGCCUCACACCCCUUGCCUCUCCUCUCCACCUUCCCCAGCGCCUGAGUUUAACUCAAUCCCUGGCAGCCUUUGUCCCUGGUUGCUGGAUUUCCUCACAGGGAGGCAGGAUUCCUUCCAGGUGAGGGUGAUACAGAGGAGAAUUGGACUAAGAGAACCAUCUGGCCUUCGAGGCAUCAUCUAACAAUUCUCCAGUCUUGUCUGACUCGAAUGGAGGCUUGCAGAGGAAGGGAACCUGAGAAACACUGCCUCGGGUGCAGCUUUGAAUUGAGGAAGUGAGCCUGGACAGACAACUUAAUAUCAUCCAAUUAUUGUCUUUUUUUCUACGCUUCGUGCUGAAACAAGUUUGGCAGCGUUCUUGACAGUUAAUGAGCCUGAUGCCCCUGUGUGAUGCAGGAGCCAUGGAUCGUGUUUUCUUGUCGCCUACCCAGACAAAUGAAGGAAAGAGAAUGUUUGUGAGGAAGGAUGGCCUCUUCUUCAUGAAAAGGGAUGAGAACAAGAACUUGGAGAAUGCCAAGUGGCAAAAAGUGGAGAGAAACUAUCUAAAGGCUUACAGGCGGGGC
This is a messenger RNA of Chlorocebus sabaeus (green monkey), 1646 nucleotides long. Lineage: Eukaryota; Metazoa; Chordata; Mammalia; Primates; Cercopithecidae. The record is from RefSeq and is a predicted model, not a curated record.